Messenger RNA from Vigna umbellata (rice bean), 851 nucleotides. NCBI's taxonomy places the organism in Eukaryota, Viridiplantae, Streptophyta, Magnoliopsida, Fabales, Fabaceae. The record is from RefSeq and is a predicted model, not a curated record.
GAACUGAAAUGCAGAAGAAGUCGACAUUGCCACUGAGCGACGCGAAUGCGAACAGAAAGAGGAAGGAAGUGCGCAGCAAGGAAACAUUGGUGAAGCUUCUAAGAUGGCAUUUUGGGUACCCUGAUUUUAGGGGCAUGCAAUUGGACGCUAUUCAGUCGGUGCUUUCAGGAAAGGAUUGUUUUUGUCUUAUGCCGACUGGGGGAGGCAAGUCAAUGUGUUAUCAGAUCCCUGCAUUGGCAAAACCAGGAAUUGUGCUCGUUGUAUCUCCUUUAAUAGCCUUAAUGUUAGGAAAACCAAGUAAUGGCACUGAAAGAGAAAGGGAUUGCAGCAGAUUUUCUCUCCUCAACAAAAACAGCGGAUGCUAAAGUAAAGGUGAGUAAGUUGUUAAAAUGCUGACUUUUUAUGAUAGGCAAUCUGAUGCACGAUAAUCAAACAUAGUGGGGUCUGGUUUAGAUGUAAGCUGUCUCGCCUUGGAAGCAGUGCAGUGUGACUGAUACUAGGAUUUCAAUCAUGACUGAUUCUAUCACCUUAAAAGGAAGUAACUUUAUUAUUGCAUCAAGGCUCAUCGCUAUCUUUACUGUAAUAAUAUAUCUACACAUAUCGAAGUGAAACAGAAGUGUAAGUAAUGUAACAAUUACAAUAAUCUCAAUGAUAUUUUCCAGAUCGUGGAGUUGUUUACAUUGCAAUUAGUUUGGUACAUCUAUUUAACAUGAAUAGUGUCUUUGUCUGUAUAUAAAUGUAUUUUUUGUUCGGGGAAAGGGAAAGAAUCCAUGCCAAAUUAAUAUAUAUGCAUGUGUAAUAACUUUAGCCCCUUUAACGUAAAGAGAUAUUGAUAAGUAUCCAAACACUUG